AUGAUCUUCGCAGCCCGCCAACUUCAGGAGAAGUGUCAGGAGAUGCGGACCCACCUGUACUCUACCUUCGUGGACCUGAAGAAAGCCUUCGACACGGUGAAUCGUGAAGGACUGUGGAAGAUCAUGCAGAAAUUCGGCUGUCUGGAGCGAUUCACUCAGAUGGUGCGUCAGCUGCACGACGGUACGAUGGCGCGAGUCACGGACAACGGAGCUGUCUCAGAGGCAUUCGCAGUGACCAACGAUGUGAAGCAGGGCUGUGUGCUGGCGCCUACCCUCUUCAGUCUCAUGUUCUCUGCCAUGCUGAUGGACGCCUACCGCGACGAACGCCCCGGAAUCCGCAUCGCCUACAGGACGGACGGUCGUCUCCUGAAUCCACGGCGCAUGAACUUCCAAUCGCGGGUAUCCACAGCCACCGUGCACGAACUCCUCUUCGCCGACGACUGCGCCCUGAACACCACCUCGGAAGAGGAGAUGCAACGGAGCAUGGACCUAUUCUCCGCCGCCUGCGAGAACUUUGGGCUGGUUAUCAACACGCAGAAGACGGUGGUGAUGCAUCAGCCGCCUACCAACUCAGCCACAGCCCCCAACGCGCCGCAAAUCAACGUGAAUGGGACUCAACUGCAAGUGGUAGAGAACUUCCCGUACCUGGGCAGCACGCUCUCCCGCACCACCAAGAUCGACGACGAAGUCGCCAACAGGAUCUCGAAAGCCAGUCAAGCCUUCGGUCGCCUCCAAAGCACAGUUUGGAAUCGUCAUGGUCUCCAACUGAGCACAAAGCUGAAGAUUUACAAGGCCGUCAUCCUGCCGACGCUACUGUACGGAGCGGAGACCUGGACGGUGUACACGAGGCAGGCACGUCGACUAAACCACUUCCAUCUCAGUUGUCUUCGUCGCAUCCUGAGGCUGAACUGGCAGGAUCGAAUCCCCGACACGGAAGUACUGGAACGGACGGGAAUUCUGAGCAUCUACUCCAUGUUGAGACAAAUGCAGCUGCGCUGGAGCGGCCAUCUGGUGCGCAUGGACGACGAGCGACUACCCAAACGACUCUUCUACGGAGACGUCGCGACGGGUUCUCGUCGUCAAGGAGGCCAAAUUCGCCGUUACAAGGAUACCCUGAAGUCCUCCCUGAAGCGCCUGCACAUCAACCCGACCAACUGGGAAGAGCUCGCUCGCGAUCGUCCGACAUGGAGGAGAACAGUGAAGACGGGCGCUGCUAUCUACGAAGCCAACCGCAUCGCCGCCGCCAAAGUGAAACGCGAAGCCCGCAAAUCACAACUUCGCCCAAUACGCAACGCCGCCGCACAACAUCUCCCUACGUGUCCUCGAUGUCAACGGACAUUCCGGGCACGAAUCGGACUUGUUGGACAUCUCCGAACCAACUGCACCUCUCGAACUGCUCCAGCCAUCGUCCCCCAGCCCGCCGUUUCCUCGUCCUCUGUGCCGCCAACUAACUCUGACACUCCUUCUGCACCACCACUUCCAUCCUCCUCCUUCUCCUCCACUGCCCCAGCGGUGGCCGUUCAGGCUGCCGUCUCACACAUCGCCAACCACGACACAACAACCGCAACCACCCCCACCCCUCCCGAUUCCAGUUAUGAGGAUCAGGACUACACCUGCCCUCACUGCGACCGCACCUUCACCUCACAUAUCGGCCUGGUCGGUCACUUGCGAAUCCAUCGCACAGAGACUGGCGAACCAGUGCCUGGAGCACCAACCUACACCCACCGCACUCGCCUCCACUGCCCACAAUGCCCUCGCACUUUCCGGCAUCGCAUGGGUCUGUUCGGCCACAUGCGCAUCCACGAGAGCGGAAUUGACCGCAUCCUUGACACACCCACCCCGCCGAGCCCCACUCCCAUUCCACCACCUUGUGCACCCACUAACCACUCCCCAGCGGACAUCGACGCCACCGACCUUACCACCCCUCACUCCUCCCCUUCCUCUAUCACUGCCACAACUACGGCCGCUUCGGCGUCUGUCGCCCACGACCUCACCACAGCCGAACCUGACACAACAACAGACACAACCCCUGCAACCUCCAUCAUCAGACGUGAGGGCCAGGACUACAUCUGCCCUCACUGCUAUCGCACCUUCACGUCACGCAUCGGCCUGGUCGGUCACUUGCGAAUACAUCGCACAGAGACUGGCGAACCAGUGCCUGGAGCACCAACCUACACCCACCGCACUCGCCUUCACUGCCCACACUGCCCUCGCACCUUCACGCAUCGCAUGGGUCUAUUCGGCCACAUGCGCAUCCACGAGAGCGGAAUUGACCACAAUUCCGAUACAGCCGCGACAUCCAACACAUCCACCAGGCCCAGACCCAUCCCCGCUCCACCGUCACACGCGCCGACCACCACCACCGCCACCAACACCACUGCUUCCUCUACAGCUGACACCGACACCGCCAACCUCUCAUGCCCACAUUGUCCACGCACCUUCACCUCACACAUCGGCCUGGUCGGUCACUUGCGAAUCCAUCGCACAGAGACUGGCGAACCAGUGCCUGGAGCACCAACCUACUCCCACCGCACUCGCCUUCACUGCCCACACUGCCCUCGCACCUUCACGCAUCGCAUGGGUCUAUUCGGCCACAUGCGCAUCCACGACGACCUGCGGUAG
Messenger RNA from Spirometra erinaceieuropaei, 2622 nucleotides. The record is from the annotation of a GenBank genome assembly. NCBI's taxonomy places the organism in Eukaryota, Metazoa, Platyhelminthes, Cestoda, Diphyllobothriidea, Diphyllobothriidae.